UACCUUCCAGGGGGACGUCGGCGACCCACAGGCAGCAGACGAUGCCCUUCCUCCAGGUGCUCGGGGACGUCGCCGCCGCUCCUGCCCAGCUCCUGUAGUCGUGCUCCAACCCCUUUGGUCGUCCUCGGAAGCCUCGCUCCUGAAUACCAGGUCGACCUUGGUUUGUCUCAUCUUUUUUGCUCCGAGGACUUGGAUUAAUACGCACGCGUCGUCCUCCUCCUCGUCCUCGUCCUCGUCCUCGUCGUCCUCCUCGUCCUCGUCCUCGUCGUCCUCGAGAUGCCUCCGAAGCCCAAGGCCGACGACCCGAGCUCCUUGGGGAACUUGUACCUCAUAUUUUACAAUGUUUUCCUCACUUUAGGGUGGUUGAUCGUCUUGAUUCAGACCGUCCACCAUUUAGUCCACGAGCAAGGCAAUAUUACCGGACUAUGGGAGAACACCAAUUCCGUGCUCCUGAUUUUCCAAACACUGGCUGUCUUGGAGAUCAUGCACUCCGCAGUCGGUCUUGUGUCCUCCAGCGUGAUGAUGGUCCUGCCACAGGUGUUCUCUCGACUGAUGGUGACCUGGGCCAUCCUCUACUCCUUUGGAGACUCGCGCACCAGCAUAGGAUUUCCAAUGCUUUUGAUUGCCUGGAGUGUGACGGAGGUGAUUCGCUAUUCAUUCUACUUUUUGAACAUCCUCAAACAAGUGCCCUUCCUUCUCACCUUCCUCAGGUACACCCUCUUCAUUGGCCUCUACCCCCUUGGUGUAACUGGUGAGAUCCUGUGUGUAUAUGCAGCACUGCCAGCAGCAGCAGAGAAAAAGAUUUACUCUGUCACUAUGCCAAAUGCUCUCAACUUUGCCUUUGACUUCUAUUAUGGACUGAUUGUCUUUGUCCUUCUUUAUUUCCCAGUGUUCCCGUCAUUAUACAUGCAUAUGUUCGCUCAGAGACGCAAGGUUCUCGGUGGCGGACAUAAGAAGAAGGAAUAGGACGUUGAUGCUGUAUAGUAUUCCGUAGUUUUAACAAUUCCCCCUGUUUUCUCUCUUAUUUUGACCAGUAUUUAUUCUUUCUGAAUGUGGGUUUUCAUAGGCAAAUGAUAUUUUUUAUACAUGUAGUUGAAAAGCCUGAAAAAAAAGAAGAAAAAUUGACUUUGUAUUAUCUUGCUUUGAAUAACAAAUUGAUGCUCAAAACAAGAAGAAAAUGUCACAAAAUGAUAACAUGUACACACAAUCUACUCUCUUAAUUUAGUUUAAUCCUAAGGAAACAAAAGCCACUUUCUAUUUCAACUCAGCAUCCCUGACUCAUUCCAAAGUAAAGUGGGCACACUGUGGCAAAGGAGAAUGAAUUCAGAGGUCCUAAUAAAGAAUAAGUUUGUUUAUUUUCAUGUUGGAUGUAAAUGCUAAUAAAACUUUUUUUAAUUUA
Molecule: messenger RNA, 1399 nt
Organism: Penaeus indicus
Lineage: Eukaryota; Metazoa; Arthropoda; Malacostraca; Decapoda; Penaeidae
Gene: Hacd1
Product: very-long-chain (3R)-3-hydroxyacyl-CoA dehydratase hpo-8-like
Exons: 6
Coding region: 277-966 (229 amino acids)
Biological process (GO): fatty acid elongation; sphingolipid biosynthetic process; very long-chain fatty acid biosynthetic process
Cellular component (GO): endoplasmic reticulum membrane
Molecular function (GO): 3-hydroxyacyl-CoA dehydratase activity
Source: RefSeq, a predicted model, not a curated record